Messenger RNA from Monomorium pharaonis (pharaoh ant), 3258 nucleotides. RefSeq names its product pre-mRNA-processing factor 6 (gene Prp6). Gene Ontology annotation, biological process: spliceosomal tri-snRNP complex assembly; mRNA splicing, via spliceosome. The record is from RefSeq and is a predicted model, not a curated record. The coding region runs from base 297 to 3092 and encodes 931 amino acids. Gene Ontology annotation, molecular function: protein binding. NCBI's taxonomy places the organism in Eukaryota, Metazoa, Arthropoda, Insecta, Hymenoptera, Formicidae. The transcript has 10 exons. Gene Ontology annotation, cellular component: catalytic step 2 spliceosome; U4/U6 x U5 tri-snRNP complex.
AGAACGACACUUGUGUCGACUUGUGUCAUUAAAUGGAAAGCACCCGUAGUCAUGUUAUGCGUUAUGCAAAAGUGUGCGUGGGAGGUCCUCCUUAUACGCUAGUGGAAUUUUCAUCGCGGAAAUCUACCGCAGCGCUGGUGCUGCACCAGUUUUCCCAGGAGAAGAAAAUGCUAUAAGAAAAAAUUAGUUGAAACGCUCUAUCAAAUCCAAGGGAGUGAGAACCAUUUAAUAUUCAAGUCAAAUUAAGUCAAGUAUGUAAUCCAGGCGUGAUAAACAACAAACAGCCCAACUUAAAAAUGGCGGUUCCCUCGGUUUCGCUAAAUACGCGAAAUAAAAAACAUUUUUUAGGCGUUCCGGCACCCCUAGGAUAUGUCGCCGGUGUUGGUAGAGGAGCAACUGGAUUUACAACACGAUCAGAUAUUGGCCCCGCUCGUGAUGCCAAUGAUGUUUCGGAUGACAGACACGCUCCACCUACGAAACGUACAAAAAAAAAAGAAGAAGAGGAAGAAGACGAAGAAGACUUGAACGAUUCUAAUUAUGAUGAAUUUUCAGGAUACGGUGGUUCUCUUUUCAGCAAGGAUCCUUAUGAUAAGGAUGAUGAGGAAGCAGAUGCAAUUUACGAAGCUAUCGAUAAAAGAAUGGAUGAAAAACGUAAGGAAUAUCGAGAGAAACGCCUCAGAGAAGAAUUGGAGCGCUAUCGUCAAGAACGUCCCAAGAUUCAACAACAGUUCUCAGACUUGAAAAGGGAGUUGGUCAAUGUGACUGAGGACGAGUGGAAGAAUGUUCCCGAAGUGGGAGAUGCUAGAAAUCGUAAACAGCGUAAUCCAAGAGCAGAGAAAUUCACUCCGUUGCCGGAUUCCGUCCUGGCAAGAAAUUUAGGGGGCGAGACGUCCACCAGCAUUGAUCCAUCUAGCGGUUUAGCCUCUAUGAUGCCAGGUGUGGCGACCCCUGGCAUGUUAACUCCUACGGGAGAUCUCGAUCUCAGGAAGAUUGGACAGGCCAGAAACACAUUGAUGAACGUCAAGCUGAAUCAGGUUUCCGACUCUGUAGAAGGCCAAACUGUGGUUGAUCCAAAAGGAUAUCUUACAGACUUGCAGAGCAUGAUACCUACCUAUGGUGGUGACAUAAAUGAUAUAAAGAAAGCCAGAUUAUUAUUAAAGUCUGUCAGAGAAACUAAUCCUAAUCAUCCUCCCGCAUGGAUCGCGUCCGCGCGUUUGGAAGAGGUGACUGGAAAGGUUCAAGCAGCUAGAAACUUGAUAAUGAAAGGAUGCGAAGUAAAUCCUACUUCUGAGGACUUAUGGUUGGAAGCAGCGAGAUUACAACCGCCGGACACAGCAAAAGCAGUGAUAGCGCAAUCAGUACGCCACAUUCCGACGUCCGUUAGAAUCUGGAUAAAGGCCGCAGACUUGGAGACGGAAGUAAAAGCGAAGCGACGGGUUUACCGAAAGGCACUGGAACACAUCCCAAACUCGGUACGAUUGUGGAAAGCGGCUGUCGAGCUGGAAGAGCCUGAGGACGCGCGUAUCUUGCUUAGUCGCGCGGUUGAGUGCUGUCCGACUAGUGUGGACCUAUGGCUUGCUCUCGCUAGAUUAGAGACUUAUGAUAAUGCGAGAAAAGUGUUGAAUAAAGCCAGAGAGAAUAUCCCGACCGACAGACAAAUUUGGACUACCGCCGCGAAAUUGGAAGAAGCGAACGGAAAUAAACACAUGGUGGAGAAGAUCAUUGAACGUGCUAUAUCUUCAUUGAGUGCGAACGGGGUAGAGAUCAAUAGGGAACAUUGGUUCAAAGAAGCUAUGGAAGCAGAAAAGGCAGGAGCGGUACACUGCUGUCAAGUGAUCGUUAAAGCCAUUAUCGGUUUUGGAGUAGAGGAAGAAGACAGGAAGCAUACUUGGAUGGAAGAUGCGGAAACUUGUGCCCAGCAAGGAGCGUUGGAAUGCGCUAGGGCUGUUUAUGCAUAUGCAUUAACAACAUUUCCUAGCAAAAAAUCAAUUUGGUUGCGCGCCGCUUAUUUUGAAAAGACAUAUGGUACACGCGAAUCUUUGGAAACUUUGUUGCAAAGAGCAGUCGCUCAUUGUCCGAAGAGUGAAGUGCUUUGGCUCAUGGGUGCUAAAUCAAAGUGGCUAGCUGGUGAUGUACCAGCAGCUAGAGGUAUUUUAUCUCUUGCAUUUCAAGCUAAUCCAAAUUCCGAAGAAAUUUGGCUGGCAGCAGUGAAACUUGAAUCUGAAAAUUCGGAAUAUGAAAGAGCGCGACGUUUAUUGGCAAAAGCUAGAGCAUCUGCUCCAACGCCUAGAGUGAUGAUGAAAAGUGCCAAAUUGGAAUGGGCUCUUAAUAAUCUUGACGCGGCAUUGCAUUUAUUAAAGGAAGCUCUUGAAGCCUUUGACGAUUUCCCUAAAUUGUGGCUAAUGAAAGGCCAAAUUGAAGAACAGCAAGGUCAUUUGGACAAAGCGAUAGAAACAUAUAAUCAAGCGAUCAAAAAGUGUCCAAAUUCGAUACCCUUAUGGCGUUUGCUAGCGCGAUUAGAACACAAGAGAAAUCAAGUGACUAAAGCGCGUUCGGUUUUAGAGAAAGCAAGGCUUAAAAAUCCUAAAAACGCGGAAUUAUGGUUAGAAGCUAUACGGAAUGAAUUGAAAAAUGGUGGCGCGCGCGAUAUGGCGAAUACAUUGAUGGCUAAGGCAUUGCAAGAAUGUCCCACAUCCGGUUUACUUUGGGCAGAGGCAAUUUUCAUGGAACCUCGACCUCAACGAAAAACGAAAAGUAUUGAUGCCACUAAAAAAUGCGAACACGAUCCACAUGUUCUUUUGGCAGUAUCAAAAUUAUUUUGGUGCGAACACAAGAUUUCAAAGUGCAGGGAUUGGUUCAAUAGAACAGUCAAAAUAGACCCAGAUUUAGGAGAUGCUUGGGCAUAUUUUUACAAAUUUGAAUUACUGAAUGGUAUGGAAGAGCAGCAAGAAGAUGUAAAGAAGAGAUGUAUCGUUGCCGAACCUCAUCACGGUGAAAAUUGGUGCAAAGUUUCCAAAAAUAUAGCAAAUUGGUGUCUGAGCAUAGACCAGAUCUUGAUAUUAGUUGCAAAACAGUUACCUAUUCCUAUAUAAAAUAAAAAUUAUCAUGACAUGAAUCGGAAUACAUUUAUAAUCUUAAUUAAUGUAUGUAACUUUGUUAAAUAGAAUUGAAAAAAAAUCCAAGUUUAUAUUCUCAUUCUAGCUAAAACAUUCAUAUGUAAGAUGUCUAUAAAUAAUAAAUUUAACGGCUUAAAUGUUU